CCUUUCGUGAGUGAUGGUUAGUUUUUUAUAGUAUCGAACGAACAAAGCGUCUGAAUAAGUGAAUUUGUGACGUCAAAUUAAAACAUAAUCGAAGAAAUCUGGCAACAAUGAAAGCAAAGUGGUAUUUCGUGACACUUUUCUUGGUUGGCAUAUUGUGUCGAAUCAACGGAAUUUCACUAUCAUCAUCGACAUCAAGAGUUGACGAGCCGAAAAAAUUAUGCACGUCCACAUAUCCAAAGCUUAACUCACUGCCGGGCAACGGUUGGUGGAGUUUACGGAACAUUGAAAUGAAUCCAGUUUUUUCCAUCACCUACAACAAAUGCCAGAUCUUGGAAACUCCGACUGGAAAUUACUUACUUCCGGACCACUUGCAUAUAACGCCUAAAUCCGAGAGUGACAUCGACACAACUCAAGAACUCAUUGAAAGCUAUCAGAAAUUCAUCAGCACUACUUCAAGUUCGAUGAGUGCCAGUGCGUCUGGAGGAUAUGGAAAGUUUUCGGCGCAAGGCACAUUCUCAUCAGAGUACAAACAUAUGAAGAAAAAUCAAGUCAUUAAUAAGUCAGUGACGUCUAGAAUCUGUGGGCGAUAUGUUUUGCAUGCAGCCAGAUUUGACGAAUACACGGUUGAACUUCAUCCCGACCUUAAGGUCAAAUUACUGGAUGCUAUCGAUGCAAUUGAGAAUGGUCAUCUGACAAAGGCUUCACUCAUCUUAGAGAUGACAAUCCUAUCACAUGGCACGCAUGCGGUAACAGGCAUCGAUCUCGGUGGUGUGAUCGUGAAGGAAGAUUACCUUUCCGCAGCAUACGUAUCGAAUAACGACAUGAACGAACUCGGGCUGACCGCUUCAGCAUCGAUAGGAUUUGCCGAUUUUUUCAACAUGAAAUGCUCCUAUUCAAAAGCGGAUUAUACGGAUCAGUACAGCCAAUACACCAAAAAUACCAAAUCGACCAAAAUCAGUAGUCACGGUGGACAGCUCAUCGAUUCAGCUAUGUUAAACAUAUCAACUUGGGUAGAAUCAGUUCCCAGUUAUCAAACGGCAGUCGACCGAUCGGGAGUCGCUCUACCAUAUGUGAUUACGCCGAGACAUUUUCCCCACGUAAAUCAAACCACUUUGGCAGUACUUCGUCGUGAAUUUACGGAAGCCAUCGAACAUUUCAAUGCGGUCAACAUCCGUAUUGGUUGCAUGAAUCAAUUCUCACCGAAUUUCGAUUACAAUGCAAACAUUGGGGAUAAGUCUUGUAACGCACCACCAACCAAUUACAGCCUCGGUGGCUUCUUUCAAAACUGUCAUUGCACUGGCGACAAUAAUUGUGCUUCUUUGUGUGCAAAUCGAACUGUCACGAAUUUUCUCACUGGCGAAGCUACCUGUCCAGAAAAUUUCACGCCAGUUUUCCUGAAUGAAAAGAAGUUUAGUGCUACUCGAGAACAGUGUUGGCAAGACUGUUAUUGCUUUCUGUUUUGUUUUUGCGACACGAAUUGUGAAACGAUCAACAUUGACUAUGGGUACGAAACCUACUGGUGUGCUGCCAAUGUCUAUCCAGUUCCCGAGAAGAGCGGACUAAUGUUCGGUGGAGUUUUCACUUCCACAGCAAUAAAUCCAGUUACGGGCAGCAAAAAUUGUCCACCAAACUUUUCCGAAGUUUCCAUCUUGCAAGAUCUCACAGUGUGCGCGAGUAACGAUUACGAAUUCGGAUACAAAUACUCGAUUCCGUUUGGUGGCUUCUUUAGUUGUCGCGCAGGGAACCCGCUAGCUUCAAUUUCGUUAUCGAACGAGAAAAAUGCAAAACUGCUGCUUACUGCAAGCAAAGCGACCUGCGGUGAUGGCUAUUCACAACAUGCAGCUGCAAUCGACAAUGAUUGCCUGAUCAAUUAUUGUGUCAAAGCAAAUUCAUUCGGCUUCGGCCAGAACGAAAUACCAAUUCAAUUGCCACCGUUCCAAAACUACGAUGAAAUGUUUGCUGAAGAAGAAACGAAGCAGUUGCCGGUCGUUAUCAAUAGGUCGUCUGUUGUGAGCAUCGUUCUGGGUACUUUGCUUGGGUUUGUGGUUCUAGCCAAUGUGUUGUUCGUUGCAGUGAAGUGCUUCCUUCGACGCAGACGAUCGCGAGCCGAAGAUAAUGAACGCAAAUCGUUACUUGGAAAUACAGCCACCACAUCAGAAUAUGAAAGUAUAUCAGGCGAUGUCGGUGACGCUUAGUAAGACUUUCGAUAGCUGUGAGAAGCUAAAACACACUUUCCAUCAAAAUAAAUUUAUAUUUGUA
Messenger RNA from Bradysia coprophila, 2259 nucleotides. RefSeq names its product macrophage-expressed gene 1 protein-like. The record is from RefSeq and is a predicted model, not a curated record. Lineage: Eukaryota; Metazoa; Arthropoda; Insecta; Diptera; Sciaridae.